GCGACAUUCUUCUCUCUGUCUCUAAGCAAAAUGGCGUCUUACUGUCUGACUGUCUCCAGGCUGCAGCUGGCCCUUGGAACCGGGGCGAGGCGGUUUCAUGUCUCCGCAGCCUUCAGCGCCAAGGCCAGGGUGUCCAUGAGCCGCUUUGAGCCCGGCUCCAGCAUCAACUAUGAGAAGAUGCACCAGAACAUCCAGACCGUGCGAAGGAGGCUCGCCAGGCCUCUCACUCUGUCCGAGAAGAUCGUGUACGGUCACCUGGACGACCCGGCGGGGCAGGAGAUCGACCGCGGCCGCACGUACCUGCGCCUGCGUCCGGACCGCGUGGCCAUGCAGGACGCCACGGCUCAGAUGGCGAUGCUUCAGUUCAUCAGCAGCGGCCUCCCGAGGGUCGCCGUUCCCUCCACCAUCCACUGUGAUCACCUGAUCGAGGCUCAGAUCGGAGGAGUCCAGGACCUGCAGCGGGCCAAGGAUGUGAACGAGGAGGUCUACAACUUUCUGGCAACAGCUGCUGCAAAAUAUGGAGUCGGCUUCUGGAAACCUGGAUCAGGGAUCAUCCAUCAGAUCAUCCUGGAGAACUACGCCUACCCCGGGGUGAUGCUGAUCGGCACAGACUCCCACACUCCUAACGGGGGCGGGCUGGGCUCCAUCUGUAUCGGCGUGGGCGGAGCUGACGCCGUGGAUGUCAUGGCUGGGAUCCCCUGGGAGCUGAAGUGUCCGAAUGUGAUCGGGGUGAAGCUCACAGGAAGCCUGUCUGGCUGGACGUCUCCGAAGGACGUGAUCCUGAAGGUGGCCGGUAUCCUGACUGUGAAGGGCGGAACCGGAGCCAUCGUGGAGUAUCACGGGCCCGGAGUGGACUCCAUCUCCUGCACAGGGAUGGCUACGAUCUGUAACAUGGGGGCGGAGAUCGGAGCCACCACGUCGGUCUUCCCGUACAACCACCGCAUGAAGACCUACAUGGAGAAGACGGGCCGUGGAGAGAUCGCCUCUUUAGCCGAUCAGUUCCAAGAAGACCUGGUCCCGGAUAAGAACUGUGAAUACGACCAGGUGGUGGAGAUCAACCUGAGCGAGUUGAAGCCUCACAUCAACGGGCCGUUCACCCCGGACCUGGCUCACCCGGUGUCCGACAUCGGGGCGAUCGCCAAGAAGAGCGGCUGGCCCCUGGAGGUCAAAGUGGGUCUGAUCGGCAGCUGCACUAACUCCAGUUAUGAGGAUAUGGGCCGAGCGGCGUCUCUGGCUCAGCAGGCUCUGGAUAAAGGUCUGAAGUGUAAGGCCCAGUUCACAGUCACUCCGGGGUCAGAGCAGAUCCGAGCCACCAUCGAGAGAGACGGAUACGCGAAGAUCCUGAGCGACGUCGGGGGAAUCGUUCUCGCUAACGCUUGUGGUCCCUGCAUCGGACAGUGGGACAGAAAAGACGUGAAGAAAGGAGAGAAGAACACCAUCGUCACGUCCUUCAACAGAAACUUCACCGCCAGGAACGACGCCAACCCGGCCACGCACGCCUUCGUCACGUCUCCUGAGAUCGUCACGGCCAUGGCGAUCGCCGGGACUCUCAACUUCAACCCAGAGACCGACUACCUGACCUCCGCGAGUGGAGAGAAGUUCAAGCUGGAGCCGCCCACCGGGGACGAGCUCCCCUCCAAAGACUUCGACCCGGGUCAGGACACCUACCAGCACCCCCCAGCAGAGGGCGGCUCGGUCAUGGUGGACGUGAGCCCCUCCAGUAACCGCCUGCAGCUGUUGGAGCCCUUUGACAGGUGGAGCGGAGGAGACCUGGAGGACUUGAGGGUCCUCAUCAAGGUGAAGGGAAAGUGUACAACGGAUCACAUCAGUGCCGCCGGUCCGUGGCUGAAGUUUCGCGGUCACCUUGACAACAUCUCCAACAACCUUCUGAUCGGCGCGGUGAACAUUGAGAACGAGGCCGUCAACAAGGUGAAGAACCAGCUGACGGGAGAGUACGGGGGCGUGCCGGACGUGGCUCGCCACUACAAGGCUAACGGAGAGAGCUGGGUGGUGGUUGGAGACGAGAACUACGGGGAGGGGUCCAGCAGAGAGCACGCCGCCCUGGAGCCGCGACACCUCGGAGGACGCGCCAUCAUCGUCAAGAGCUUCGCCAGAAUCCACGAGACCAACCUGAAGAAGCAGGGCCUGCUGCCGCUCACCUUCGCCGAACCCAAAGACUACGACAAGAUCCGCCCCGACGACAAGAUCUCCAUCACCGGGUUGAAGUCGUUCGCUCCUGGAAAGCCUCUGACCGCCGUCAUCAAACACAGCGACGGCAACCAGGACGCCAUCUCUCUCAACCACACGUUCAACCAGACGCAGAUCGAGUGGUUCCAGGCCGGCUCCGCCCUCAACAGGAUGAAGGAGCUGCAGUGAUUGGUCGAUGGAGGAAGGAGGCGGGGCCUGAAGGGGGCCAUCGAGGGGCCUUGAUGUGGAGGAGACGGAGGGAACGCUCGAUGGUCACAUGACUGUUUAGAGACUGACACACACACACACACACACACACACACACACACACACACACACACACACACACACACACACACCAAAGGUCGCUGUACAGAUGAAAAGCGCACACACACGUACACACAAGCUCACGCACAGACAGGAUUACUGUGAAGCUCUCCCAGACAACAGGCAGAGUGACACACACACACACACACACACACACCUGAAGCUCAGUGUGUGUGUGUAGCAGUGUGUUCCUGAUAGAAGCACGCCUCACUUUAACAUCACCUGUGUCCUCAUGUCUCUCUGAGUCUGUACUUGUGAUGAUGUCUCAUGCUUCAGGCUGCAGUUAGCCUUUAGCUCGCCGUUAGCCACCUGAGGUGAGAGAAGCUACCUGGCGUCUUGAUUAACUUGAUAGUUUAGAUUUUCAUCGACACUGGAAACACCGAAACACCGUCCUGACUGUCUCUCCAUCGUUCUCUCUCUCCGUGUUUUCUCUGCGUGUGUCUCUCCAUCAUUCCUUCACAUUAACAUCGACCCGUCUGCUCCUCUCUGCUCGCCUCUUCUCUGUCGCUCUCGGCAGGCCGGCUCAUGGAUCCAAACCUGGCCUGAUGUUUGUGGAGACAGACUCCACGUUAAAGGUGACAUAUCAUGCCCUUUUUCAUCAACAUAUAUUGGUCUAAGAGGUCCCCAAAACAUGUCUUUAAAGGUUAUUGUUCAUAAAAACACUUUGAAAUCAGAUUCUGGUCUGCCUGUAAACCCCUCUUUUUCAGCCCUGCACAGAACAGGCUGUUUUCUGUGUCUGUGCCUUUAAAUAAGAAUGAGCUCUCUGACCACGCCCCCUCAGGAAGUGGGUGUGGCCUCGGCUGUCCAGCACGUUGAUCUAAUGUGUCUUGGUACACAGCUACGAACAUGUAACUAUGUGGCUAUGCUAACUAGCGCUAGCACUUUUCCAUGAAAACUAAAAAUCAUCCACUAGAUCUUCAAAUCUGCAGACGUGGGGAGUCAAACCGACCUUUGUGUUUAUUAAGACAGCCUACAACUAGCAUGCCUCCCUCCUAAGCUCCUUGUUAGCACACAUGUGUGCAGGGAAUGAAAAACGGAGGAGGGGUUGAGUUGUAUUUUAUACAGUCUAUGGGCUGAACAAGCUCCGAGCUCUGACUUCCUGUUACAGACCGGAUGGCGUUGUGACGUAUGAAAAACACUGAAAACUGAAACGGCUGGUUUCAGCACACAUUUACAGAAAGGUGGAGAAAUCAGAACAGGGGCAGAAUGGAUUCUUUUACUUUUCAGGGGGUUUGUAGACAGGGACACAUAUUUCAGGUAGAGAACCAUUAAAAAGUCGAUCUUGCAUGAUAUGUCACCUUUAAUAAAAGCUCUGAUGUAAACACGGCUGAUCCUGCAGAGAGAUGAAACGUCGUCUCUGCUCGUCUGUUUCAUGCGAUGAGAGAGGAGAGACGAUUCCCGUGUCAGUCUCAGGCUGACGUUGGUUCCACGAGACGGCCUGCUGUCCUCUUAAACUAACGCACAACUUAGCGUCCUCCCUGGACUCUGGCACUUUGUAGAGUACAGACAGGUUUAGAUGUCCUUCACUGUAGACUCUUCACUCUGAGGCGUCAGACUGUAAGAUUCAGGAUUAAUCCACGACUUAGACUUUUAUUUUGAAAGGAUUGCUACUAUGUUUGAUGUUGUUCUUGUCGUCUCUUCUUCAUCAUCAUCAUCCUCAUCAUGUAGAGUUUCCGUCUCGUCUUCAUUGACGUUGAGGCUUUAGAUGAAGAGUCCUGAGCUCGUCCCUCCGUCCUCGUGUGAACAUGAUGAGAUUAUAAACUGACGAGUGAAGGUGUGUAUAUAAACCUAGAUUAUUAGAUUAUAUGUGAGAUUAUAAACACGCUGUAUGCUGCCUGUCUCUGCGUCCUCUCUGCUGUCUUUAAUAACCUGCUGCACACACAGCUGACAGGUGACAGGUGGAAAGUGGGCGUGUCUUAAGCACAGGUGUGUGAUUGUAGACGUCUGCAGGCUUAGUGAGUUUGAGGAAGCUGAGGAUGGAUUGUGAGUUUGUAGUUCAAUGUUCAGAGCAGCGGUCUGUGUGGACUUUAAUAAUCCUCACAGAGACUCAUGUGUUCAUAGAUCGUCUCCCCUUAAAGCUCAAACACUGCUCAUCAGAUUAAGCCAAAGAUGCCUCCUGAACGUACAGAGUCCCCCUCAGAUCUGAUCCUGCACAGAGCCUGUCCCCCUCAGAUCUGAUCCUGCACAGAGCCGGUCCCCCUCAGAUCUGAUCCUGCACAGAGACAUGUCUCUGAGUCCAGCAGGUUUGAUAUUAAACUCUCCUGAUGUGAGACGUGUUCCCCGUUCACACCUCCAGGUUCUGGUUUUGCUCCUCCUGUAAAGAGUGGUGGAGGUGUUGUGUGUCGGCAUGCUCGUGGUGUGAUGGUUUUUGUACUUGGGACUCCUCGUGUUUGCUCAGCUUCCUCUGGACGGACUAAUCCAGCUUCAUGUGUUCAGAUAAUAACUGAGAUAUUUACCCGCUGAUGAUGAUUUCUCCUGUUUCAGAUAUUAUUGAUUUUAAAACGUAGGUCGAUCAAACGUCAGAGAUUAAAGCUCCAGAUUACAGAAUCAGUAAAUGAAUAAAGAUUUUAAAGAGA
Notolabrus celidotus (New Zealand spotty) is the source of this 5090-nucleotide messenger RNA. RefSeq names its product aconitate hydratase, mitochondrial-like. Gene Ontology annotation, molecular function: 4 iron, 4 sulfur cluster binding; aconitate hydratase activity. The transcript has 18 exons. The record is from RefSeq and is a predicted model, not a curated record. Gene Ontology annotation, biological process: tricarboxylic acid cycle. The coding region runs from base 31 to 2376 and encodes 781 amino acids. Gene Ontology annotation, cellular component: cytosol; mitochondrion. NCBI's taxonomy places the organism in Eukaryota, Metazoa, Chordata, Actinopteri, Labriformes, Labridae.